Molecule: messenger RNA, 1143 nt
Organism: Microtus ochrogaster (prairie vole)
Lineage: Eukaryota; Metazoa; Chordata; Mammalia; Rodentia; Cricetidae
Gene: Hsd17b2
Product: hydroxysteroid 17-beta dehydrogenase 2
Biological process (GO): steroid metabolic process
Cellular component (GO): intracellular membrane-bounded organelle
Molecular function (GO): testosterone dehydrogenase (NAD+) activity; estradiol 17-beta-dehydrogenase [NAD(P)+] activity
Source: RefSeq, a predicted model, not a curated record
AUGAGCCUGUUUUUCUCUGAGUCAGCAUGGCUCUCCUUGGCUGCCACUGCAGUGCUGGGGGGCAUGCUUCUCUGCAGAGCCAAGAGCCCGGGGCAGCGGCGCAGCCAGGUGCUGUGCCUUGCUGCCCUCUGGGGAGGUGCUUGUCUGCUCCACCUGUCCCUCCUCUGCAGCCUGUUCCUCUUGUCGCUGUCCUGCUUCUUCCUGGGUACGUGGUCAACCGAUCAAGAAUUGUUACCUGUGGAUCAAAAGGCCGUGCUGGUGACAGGUGCUGAUUCUGGUUUUGGACAUGCCUUGGCCAAGCACCUGGACAAGCUGGGCUUCAGAGUGUUUGCCGGAGUGCUGGACGCGAAAGGCUCAGGAGCGGAGGAAUUGAGGAAAACCUGCUCUGAGCACCUCUUGGUGCUCCAGAUGGAUGUCACCAAGCUUGAGGAGAUAAAAGAUGUUUACAGCAAAGUCACAGAGAAGACCAAAGACAAAGGGCUGUGGGCUGUGGUCAACAACGCUGGGAUCUUCCAGUAUCCAAUAGACGCGGAGAUCAUCCCCAUGGCCCAGUACAGAAAGUGCAUGGCCGUGAACUUCUUUGGAGCCGUGGAGGUCACCAAGAUGUUCCUGCCUCUCCUCAGGAGAUCCAAGGGGAGGCUGGUGAAUAUGUGCAGCAUGGGAGCUGAGGUUCCGAUGAAAUGGUUGGCCGCUUACUGUUCCACGAAGGCAGCUUUGACCAUGUUUUCAUCAAUCGCCAGGCUGGAGCUUUCCAAGUGGGGAGUCAAAGUUGCUAUCAUCCAACCUGGAGGUUUCCAAACAAACGUUGCAGGCUCACCUGACAUUUGGGAUAAGAUGGAGAAGGAAAUUCUGGAUGACAUUUCACAAGAGACACAGGAUGACUACGGCCAGGACUAUAUCCAUACACAGAGGAGUUUUCUCCAGACCAUGAAAACCAGAUCCAGCCCAGACAUCACCCCUGUGCUUUGGGACAUCCAGCAUGCCAUUUCAGCCAAGAACCCCUCUUCGUUUUAUACCCCAGGGAAACUGACUUACCAAUGGAUCUGCCUUAGCUCCUACUUCCCAACCAGCGUAUUGGACUAUGUUGUGCAGAAAUGUUUCGGUUCAAGAUACAAGCCAAGAGCUCUAAGGACGUCGAGUUAG